CAGCUGGGACAGCUUCUACUCAGCCUCUCAAGAUCCGUAUCUGUUCCUGCGCUUAGGGAAGUUUCCCUACACCUCUCACACCACCCAGGGGAGGAUGGGCCAGAGGACAGCUCUUCACUCCACCAGACUCCUUGAGGGACUCCUUCCAGGGAGGCCUGAGCUGGACGUCCCGAGAUGAAGGUCAUCACCUCCGCUCUGGUGUGCCUGCUGCUGGCCGGGGCAUGGCUACAGGAUGUGGAUGCCAAGAGCAUGCAUGUGCCAUCCUCCAAGUGUUGUUUCACACUGGUGGAGAGAAAGAUGUCCCUGCAGAGCAUCCAGUGUUACAAGAACACCAGCUCCACCUGCUCCUACAAAAACCAUCUAAUAUUGAAGCUGAACGGAGGCCGAGAGGCCUGUGUCUCACAGACAAAAUCGUGGGUUCGGGCUUAUUUAAAAAGGAUAAACCCCUGCCAGUGAAAGGAAAUAUGAGCUGAUUCCUUUCCAUCCUGGACUCUGGACACCGUGUGGCUUUACCUGUC
Messenger RNA from Globicephala melas (long-finned pilot whale), 518 nucleotides. Its product is annotated as C-C motif chemokine 1-like. Gene Ontology annotation, cellular component: extracellular region. Lineage: Eukaryota; Metazoa; Chordata; Mammalia; Artiodactyla; Delphinidae. The record is from RefSeq and is a predicted model, not a curated record. Gene Ontology annotation, molecular function: chemokine activity. Gene Ontology annotation, biological process: immune response.